AUAAGAGAGUUGAAAGUAUGCCUUCUUGGGGAUACAGGGGUUGGAAAGUCAAGUAUCGUGUGGAGGUUUGUGGAGGAUAGUUUUGAUCCCAACAUUAAUCCCACAAUUGGAGCAUCAUUUAUGACGAAGACUGUGCAGUACCAAAACGAGCUUCACAAAUUCCUCAUCUGGGACACAGCAGGACAAGAAAGGUUUCGUGCCCUGGCUCCCAUGUACUACAGAGGCUCUGCUGCGGCUAUCAUUGUGUAUGACAUCACUAAAGAGGAAUCAUUCCAGACGUUGAAGAACUGGGUGAAGGAGCUUCGCCAGCACGGACCACCCAACAUAGUGGUGGCUAUCACUGGCAACAAAUGUGAUCUCUCCGAUGCCAGAGAGGUGUCAGAGAAGGAAGCCAAGGACUACGCUGACUCCAUUCAUGCCAUAUUUGUAGAAACCAGUGCCAAAAAUGCCAUUAACAUCAAUGAGAUCUUCAUUCAGAUAAGUCAAAGGAUCCCAGUUAUAGACACGGAUGGCGGGUCUGCAGUCAAGGGCUUCAAACUUCGUCGCCAACCAUCAGAGUCGACCAGGGAACGCACUUGCUGUUGACGCAGCCGUAAACAAUUUGGCCAGAUCCUCUCCAGCCUCUUGUUUUAUUUUCGAUUAGUAACCAAGGAUAAUAGCAGAUGAAGAAUGUGAUGUCAUAGGGGAAGUUACGUAACUUCCUUUUGGAGCCAAAAAAGAAGUUCAGUUAAGAAUGGAAUGAGAUAUAUAGUCUGAAUCCUGAUGCACUUCCUUGAGAAAAGAUGAAAAUGCCCUCAUAUAAUCGUUGUACCUUAUCUUGCCUGUUCUUCAGCCCCCCGUUCAAAUGUCUUUGGGGAUCCAUUUCUGUUCUAGAUCACAAACACCUGCUUAACAGAUCAGAUACUGUCCUGUCUUGCUCUCUUUCUCUCUCGUUCAUUCUUAUCUCUGUGCAACAACCUCUGCAAAACUCUAUGAAGUUUCCGAGUGAAGCUGUUGUCUGUCCGUCUGUACAUUUUAAGAUUUUCAGCACUCCUAAUGCAAGCAACACAGCGUUCUUGUCCCACUAUUUUUGCACAUUUUUGAUGUAUAUGAUAAACAAAAAUGUGAAUGGGUGAAUCUCAAGAAAGCUGUCAUAUUCAGGUCUCAUGUCAGUCAAAUCAAGUGGAAAAAUAGGAAAUUAUAUUUUGCAUAAAGUGAAGGUAAAGUCCAUUCUUAGGACUAUUAAGAUGUUUUUCAUUGUGUAACAGUAUAAAAUUUAUUUCAACUGUAAAACAGUAACUAAUAUAGCUGUAUUACAUUAAUGAUAAAUACAGAAAUACACUAUGAAAGCGUGCUUAAUUGUCCUAAAAGAAAUGUAACAAAAUGCUCUUAAAAAUAGUCCUCAUUAUCUCUCCUUUUUUAUUGUGAUUAUGAGGGUAAAAUGACACGGACAGGUUUUCGUGGGGUUUACUCAAACACAAAUUUACUAUUAUAAGUAUCAAUAAAUGUUUGUAUUUCUGUUACGCAGGACCAGACGUGAGGUUGUGAGCACUUCUGUCUUUCCUAUAUUUUGUAUAUGAAAAAAAAAACUAAAAUCAGUGGUAGUACUAAAAAUAUAAAUGAAGAUAACUCUGGGAUUUAGCAAGAGAUGUCUGAGCCUUGGCCAGAAGCCCUAUUUCGAGAUGAGUUUAUGAAUUUAUAUAUGAAGAAUGUGCCAAAUCUUUUUUGUGACAUAGUAGGAGUUGGAUCUUGUAGUAGCAGAUCAAUAGGUCAGUGAUGCUGAUGGCAGCAUGCGUGAGUUCAGCAAAACCUUCUGCUUAUUUAAUCAGUUCGCAAGUCGAGAUAACAGUAGUAACACAUUCUUUGCUCCAAUUAGCCACAUUCUGGGUUGCCAGAUUCUUAGCUACAGAUCCAGCCUGUUCUUGGAUUAACAAACAGUAAGAAUGGACUCUUAGGUUUGCCGAUAAAUGUCCGUUGUUACCACUUGCAGUGCAUUAUCGUGGCAUUAGAGAAGUUCAACCCUCAUGCUUUGAGAUAAAGUUGGCCAGUCUUCUAGAAUGCGGACAAGAAUAGCAGAUUCAAAGUGUUAGAUUUGAUAACUUUUCCAACUGUUCACAUGUUUUUCAUAUCAGAAAUUUAAUGGUAGUGGGAAGUAGCCAUUGCUGGAAUUCUGUACACGAAGUGGUGCGAUUUAGGCUUUUGUCCAAGACUUUGUGAAGUGUGCAUUAUGUCCGAAUACUUUCUAAAAUUGCAUUUUAACCAUUUGUGUUAGUUGGCCGUUGUUUGCUUCAGAUCCCUUGCUGUUCCAUUUUAUGAGAUUUUUUUACUGGAUUGAGUGAUUUUGGGAGGGCUUGCCAAAUGCCCUAAUUGUCUCAUAAACAUUUUUCAUCUUUCUCAUUCUUUCACUG
Molecule: messenger RNA, 2387 nt
Organism: Sinocyclocheilus rhinocerous
Lineage: Eukaryota; Metazoa; Chordata; Actinopteri; Cypriniformes; Cyprinidae
Product: ras-related protein Rab-22A-like
Exons: 7
Coding region: 121-585 (154 amino acids)
Molecular function (GO): GTP binding; GTPase activity
Source: RefSeq, a predicted model, not a curated record